Apaloderma vittatum (bar-tailed trogon) is the source of this 1837-nucleotide messenger RNA. It is a transcript of the gene MANBA, whose product is annotated as mannosidase, beta A, lysosomal. Gene Ontology annotation, molecular function: beta-mannosidase activity. Lineage: Eukaryota; Metazoa; Chordata; Aves; Trogoniformes; Trogonidae. The record is from RefSeq and is a predicted model, not a curated record. The transcript is spliced from 13 exons. The annotation marks the transcript as partial. Gene Ontology annotation, biological process: carbohydrate metabolic process; glycoprotein catabolic process.
GAUCCAUAUUAUAGAUUUAAUGACUUGACGUACAGAUGGAUCUCUCUGGAUAACUGGACUUACAGCCGGACGUUCAAAACGCCUUUUGGCAUCAGAAAGUGGCAGAAAGUGAAUUUGGUUUUCGAUGGAGUAGAUACAGUAGCACAGAUCCUGAUCAACAACAUCAGUCUUGGAAAAACAGACAACAUGUUCAACAGAUAUAGCUUUGAUAUUACCAGCGUGAUCAAGGAGGUCAAUUUUGUUGAAGUCCGUUUCUUAUCAGCCAUUUCAUAUGCCGCAGAGCAGAGCAGAUGUCACAAAGCAUACAGCAUACCCCCGGCAUGCCCUCCACCUGUGCAGAAAGGAGAGUGCCAUGCUAAUUUCAUCAGAAAGGAGCAGUGUUCAUUUAGUUGGGACUGGGGCCCUUCUUUUCCUACUCAAGGAAUCUGGAAAGAUGUUAGGAUUGAGGCCUAUAACCACUGUCACCUGAUUUACUUUUCUUUGACUUCUUUCUUUGUACAGAGUGCUCAGCAGUGGAGUCUUGAAAUCGAAUCUAUUUUUGAUGUAGUCAGCUCCAAGCCAAUUGUGGGUCUUGUGACUGUGAACAUUCCCAAACUGCAAACGUGGCAAAUAUUCAGUGUGGAGCUCCAACCUGGAGAAGGCAGCGUUGUGCUGCUUGUAAACAUCAACAAGACUUCUAUGGUGGAGGCUUGGUGGCCAAAUGGACAUGGAAAGCAAACUGGAUACAACGUGACAACAACUUUCGUCAUGGAGGGAGGAUACCAGAUUGAGAAAAUUUCAAAGGCCUAUUUCCGUACAGUAGAACUUGUUCAGGAGCCUAUUCUUGGCUCACCAGGUCUGAGUUUCUACUUCAGAAUCAAUGGCCGACCCAUUUUCAUUAAGGGCUCAAACUGGAUUCCAGCAGAUUCUUUCCAGGACAGAGUGACCUAUGACACAUUAUGGCUACUCUUGAAAUCUGCAGCAGAUGCUAACAUGAAUGCACUUCGAGUUUGGGGAGGAGGAGUAUAUGAACAAGAUGAAUUUUACGAUAUUUGCGAUGAAAUGGGAAUUAUGAUUUGGCAAGAUUUUAUGUUUGCAUGUGCCCUAUAUCCAACUGACCAGAAUUACUUAGAAUCUGUAAGGGCAGAAGUUUCUCAUCAGGUAAGGCGUUUAAAAUCCCAUCCAUCAAUUAUUCUCUGGAGUGGUAACAAUGAAAAUGAAGCAGCAAUUGCAAGCAACUGGUUCUCCAUACCUUAUGCUGACAGAGAAGUCUAUAUCAAAGACUACGUGAUGCUUUACGUGAAGAACAUCCGAGAAAUAGUUCUUAAGGAAGAUAAGAGCCGUCCUUUUAUUGCAUCCAGUCCUUCCAAUGGCUUGGAAUCAGUUAAAGAAGGUUGGCUCUCACAGAAUCCUUAUGACACCCAUUAUGGUGACACUCACUUCUAUGACUACAGCAGUGACUGCUGGAACUGGACAGUGUAUCCCAAAAGCCGUUUUGCUUCAGAAUACGGAUUUCAGUCUUGGCCUUCCUUUAGUACAAUCGAAAAGGUUUCCUCCACUGAGGACUGGUCCUACACAAGCAAUUUUUCUCUCCAUCGACAACACCACGAAAAUGGCAACGAUGAGAUGCUCCGGCAGAUUGGCUAUCAUUUCAAGCUUCCUCAGAGCACAGAUCCCAUAAAGAAGUUCAAAGAUAUGAUUUACCUCACACAGGUGAUGCAGGCUCAGUGUGUAAAGACAGAAACUGAAUUCUAUCGCUCUAGUCAAAGUGAAAUAAUCAAGGGAGAAGGACGCACAAUGGGAGCUCUGUACUGGCAACUCAAUGACAUUUGGCAGGCACCUUCCUGGGCUUCCUUGG